UCGUCCGGCCGAUAGGUGGCAAUACGGCCAGUCGUAGUUCCCCGUCCGGCCGACAGAUGGCGCUGAUGCGGCCGGAACGAUCAAGUUGUCAACAAAACCUGGGAAGCGAGAGGAGCCUUGCCUGACUUUAUGCUUUUGAGGAGGGAAAUUUCGGUAUUUCGGCGUCGCUGAGAGUCCGGAGGGAGAUUAUUACGAACAGGUGGUAUGUUGUGGUGAACAAGCAGUGACCGAGUGAUGCUGGGGGGAGGGGGUAGCUGCGGUGGGCCAGUUUCAUGGUGGUGCAGCGAAGUGUGGAGGUGCUCCCCAAAAGUGGCCCCGGACAUUGCAUCAUCAAGCGGAGAGAUGGCCAACUGUGAUCAGUGCAGCGUCAAGUUUUCGCUCCUGAAGAGACGGAGAACUUGCGCAAAUUGCCACCUUGUCUUUUGUAGCUCUUGCAUAAAGACAGGCAUUGGAGGGACGAGAAAAUGUAACAAAUGCAUAGUGUUAUCGCAAUGGCCUCUUGACAUAUCUGAGGUUGGAGCCUUGCGUGUCAAGGACCUGAGACAGUACCUCCAGUCGCAGCAUAUCAACAGUACAACAUGUACAGAGAAGCGAGAGUUGAUUGAGUUGGUGACACGCCACAUUUGCAGUCAGCGGCGGAUGUCAGACAACGCAAGACAAAACACAGGUGCUGGGAGUGGGAGCAUCUUCUCGAGCACAGCACGACCACCAGUGUUUAAGCCUCCCUCUACCAACAUUACAAGGGAUGAUGGCAUUAGGGUGCGGCCAAGUAGCACGCUUAACAGCGACAGUUCAGGCAGCAUACGAGUUCGGCCAGUAGACAGCAUAAGAGUGAGGCCAAGUCGCUCCCUCUCUCCCGAUUCUAGUGAAUAUGAUCCGGAGAUGGAUUUGGGCAUCAGGGUCUUUGCGUCGGACAGCCAGGCAGGCCAGCAGGAGCGUGUGAGCAGCACAUCACCCAUCAGCAUGGAGGGUUGUUCAGAGAGCACGGAGGACAAGUGCUCACAGUGUCCCAGCGAAGACUGUACAGCCUCCUCUUGUAGCUUAGACUCCUGUCCCAACAGAGCAUCUAGUCAACCCAUGCCAUGCACCUUGCAUAAUGACUCCUCAGGGCAAGACAGCAUUGAGGACGUAAGUGCCACAAAUGACCUGCAGUUACCAGACUCUACCAGCAUGCUGGAGGAGAUCCCAGGAACAGGUGAAAUUGCUCAAGAUAACACUACUACUACAGUUCAGGAGGCAGAGGUUUUGGAGCAAGGAGUCAACACCUCAGAGACACCAGGGCUUGAGACCCCAUUUGAGGCUUCUGCUCCUCAGCUAGAGGAUGACGCACCCAUUACCACUACGAUGUCCUCUUCAUCAGCCUCCUCAUCUACUCCUUCCACAGCUUCAUCCCCGGAACCUUCAAAACCUGUAAGCCUCCCCAACAAAGUUGUUGCGCUGGCUGACCUGAAGUCGGAGGAGGACAUCCGUCGUCUUAGUGUCCGCCAGUGCAAAGAACUUCUGGCCCUGCACAGGGUCAACUACUCAGGGAUCACAGAAAAGUCGGAGCUGUUGAACAAGAUUGACAUGCUCUGGAAGGAUUACCAGAAUGCACGACAAGAUGUUGAGGGUUUGCCAGAGGAACUGCUGUGUAAGAUCUGCAUGGAUAGCACGAUAGAUUGCGUCUUUCUAGAGUGUGGACACAUGAUUGCAUGUACACAGUGUGGGAAGCAGAUGGCGGAGUGUCCAGUGUGCCGCCAGUAUGUGGUGCGUGUUGUGCGUACUUUCCGAGCUUAAGGCAGCCGGCAUUUAUUAGCAAAACCACUCUUUGGGGCCUUAGUUGAUAGAUAAGUGGAGUUUUUUUUAGAUCCAAUAGAAUUAAAACUUCAAGUGUUUAAUUAGGAAUUUCUAAAUAAGAAAGUUUUUUCCUUUUUAUUUUUAUUUUAUUUUCCCCAUUUACUAGAACUUCCACCAGGAUAUUUGAUGUUAAUUGAAGUUAUGAAUGUACAGGUAUUACUCUGUGCUGGCAAAGACAUACCUGAAUUAGGUCUAGGAAACUUUAUUCCAUGUACAACUUUAUUUGCAUAUACAUUAUACAUUGAAGCAUAAGAUUUACAUUUCCUUGAAUGUUUAAUAACAGGUGAUUAAUUUAUUAUAGGGUCAUAAGGAGAGGCUAAAGCAUUUAUUACAAUUGUCUUUAUGUACUUGUAGAUACAAGGAAAUGCAUUCACAAAAAAAGUGCUUGUCAAGUGUAUUGUUACAUUAUUCAUUAAAAUCAAUAAAAAGGAGUUUUCACGAAUACCUGUACUCUGACGAUGCCAUCUUUAGUUAAGCCCUUUUGUAUUUAUAAACUUUUAGGAGAAUUUGAAAAUUAGGAAAAAUUAGAAGGGAAUGGAUGAUGAAACAAGCAGAAAAUUUGUUACAAUGGUAAGGAAAAAAUAAUAGUAUUAAUAAAGACAUUACUGCUAAGAAGAAUAAAGUUAAUGGUUAUUUUAACAAAAUGAUCAUACACCAGACAAACAAAUUCACAUAUAAAGAAAGUUAUAACUAAAUUUAUUUCCAGCCAAAAGUUUGGUAAUAUACUUAUUAUUUAAGUUUGAAUUUAAAGAUUAAUGUAGCCUAUAAUGUAAGGGGACCGUUGCUUAGAUUUUUCUUUUAAAAAAUUCUGUUUGGAAUGAUUAUAGAGACAUUAUAUCUCAAGUUGGGUUUCAUUUGGUGAAUAAAUAAUUGAAAUUUAAGAUAAAAUCAUAAUUUUUCUUGUUUGGUACACCACAUUGUCGGGCUGAAGGUUAUCAUGAGGAAUGACGAAGUGUGAAGAAAAAUAUCCAGUGAUCGUCAUUUCUUAUCUAGAAGUUGUACCUGUGAUUUUUUAAUUCCUUAAGAUAGUUUCAGAAUUUGAGUUUGAAUUUUCAAGGAAAGAAAAAUUUUGUUUCCAUUUUAUUUAAAAUAUAUUCAAGAAAUUAAAAAAUUCCUUGGUACCAAAAGUAGUAUACUUUCUAUUCUGCAACAUGCAGCGUAAAUGAAGAGAAUUGUACAAGUAUAUACGAAUUUAUAAGCAAAAAGAAUGAGAAUAAAAAGAGGCAGUUUAAUAGUUACGUCAACCAAUCAGAUGUAGUGGUGCUCUAUGUUGCUACGGCUUGCAUGUUCAUGUUCGUCAUAGUGUUGCCAGAUGUUGAUUGAAGUGAAAUCUACAUCCAUAUGGGGUAACGAAAAAGGCCACUAUGUCUAUUUUUUAUUAUUUCCCUACCUAUUCCCUAUUUUCACCAACUCCAUUAAAAUGAUUUUGUUUUAGAAAAAAAAGAAAAUAAAUAAACUAAAAAUUAAAGUGACGGUCCCCUUAAGUCAUAGCUUAUGUCAGUCUUGGUGGACAGAUCCAGAAGCGGGUAUUUUGAGGAAAUGAUAAUAAUUAUGAAGUUAAUAGCAACAGCAAGAUAUAAAACUGAAGUAGAUACAAGUAAGCUUUGUUUGCUCGUUUUUGUGGACGAGAGUUGAAAAAUUACUGCAAUUUAUUGAUUAAUUUUUAUAUACAGUGUAGCUGCAACUCUGACAAGAUAUAAGGAUUAAGUUAAGAAGUUGUGUUGCAGGAAUAGUGGUUGGUAAGAAGAGAUUCUUUUUUAUUUUUCUUAUACAAUUUUCAUUCACCUCUUUGUCUGUUCUCUCUUUUCUCGUUUUCUUCUCAGAUUCUUUGGGAAGUGGUUUCCCCUUCCUUAUUUUUUUCUGUCUGAUUUGUUGUAGAGAAUUUACUUUCAGAUCUUGUAAAAAGUUAAAACACAAGUCUCUCUCCAAGUUUGUUGCUAGUGUUGUAAAUGUAUUUCAUAUGGUGGAAAAAAGAAGUUAUUUGCCAUUAUGACUCUCAGAAUAUUUCUGUCCAUCCUCUAAAUAUAGUAAAUCCACUCAAUUCUUAAAAAUUUCACUCUUUACUCAUAUAUCUUUCUCUUUUUCCAAACUAGAACUUUUGACUCAUCCAAGGUCUAUGUCGGAUUCCAGCCUUGUCUAAGAUGAAAGUAAGAAGUCUUUCGAUGCUCAGAGUUUUUUCAAACUUGAUUUCUCCUGGUUCUCAAAAAGAAGGUUCAUAGAGAUGAUACUCUUUUCAACUGCACGUUACAGUCAAUACUCAUUUACAAUUGCUAGUGUCUGCUAGAGGUAGGUAUGAAACUGCCCAAAACUACCGCAUCAUAUUCUUUUUAUGGUUGAGACAUAAGAGGUGUGGAAAAGGGUGUGAUCUUUUAUUUUUCUUCAUUCUUUCCCUCUUUAUUUUCUUUCUUCCUUUUCCCUUUCAUUUUCCUUCCUUUUUGUCAUUUAUUUUCCCUAAAGAGGGAGUCCAAUUAUACUUCCAGAGGUUGGGCAAUAAGGCCAUUGGUUCCUCUGUGAAAGUCCAAACUCUAGUCUUUCCUGACUUAUUGUUUCGUGUGUCCUUAUGUUCUCGGUUGUUUUGGCAUAAUGUUUGUAUUGAGUUUGGGAAUGCCAAGGGGGUGGGGGGCAUAUAUAAACCCAGGAUAUUGAUAAAAGGUCAUUUUUUGAUGUGGUGGAUUAUUGAUUGAUAGAAGAAGGAAUAUGUAAGAGAAAAUAUUAAAGAAAAACGUAAUUCACUGUAUAUUUUUUACUAUUACUAUUACUGUUACAUACUAGCUGUAUCUUUACCGGUGCUUGAUGUUCAACAGCUUCCAGUAAAUAGGAAAGCCAAAGUAUAUGGAGCUUGUAAUUUUUGUGAGUCCUGGUGAUUCUAAAGGCUUGUACGGUCCUAUUUUACUACGUUUGGUCAGAGCUUAGUCGGCUUCAUAGUACGAGAGCAACAAGUGCAAUCACAACGGAGGUGUAGAAGCUGAUCUAUGAAGUACACGACUUUGGUGCAGUGAGGCAGUGGCACUCCAGUUUGUCUUUGCACAUUAUUUAUUAUGAUGUUUAUGGUCUUAUUAUUUGUAUUAUUUUUACGUCAUUGAUGGUAAUAAUUAUUAUCAUAUUAAUAUAACCAUUCAGAAUGUAUCUGUAAAUGUAUAUCACAACCAAGUGCAGUCGCAUUAUGUUAAUUAUUAUAAGUCAAGUAGUUUUAAAAAUCUGGCUAGUUAUAGUUACUCAUAUCUGCUUGUUCUGAAAAGAAAAACAAGUGUGAGAGAGAGAAAAAAAAAGUAUUAUAUUAAGCACAAUUUACACAUAAUGAUGUAUUUACAUGUCCAUGUUUUCAUCUGUAGUUGAGUAUAAUAAGCAAAUUGCGAAGUCGCAAAAAAAAAAUCACAACAGAGAUUACAGGAAUUCUUCAUUUAGUGACCUUGUGAGAGGUGGAUUAACUUAGAAAAAAUAACUUUGAUUGUCGCAUAUGUCUUUUCUCCGUUUUUUUAUAUAUUUUGCACAUGGUAAGUGAGAUGAUAAGAUCUAGAAUCAUGUGGAAGCCAAAUUUCUAAUUUUGCAUGUGAAAAAUUGUACAGGUUAAAAAUAGUACAAGUAUUUUAUGUUGAUUAUAAUUUUUUCUUUUCUUUUCAUUCUUUCUUCCUUUAAUUUUAUGUAGAUAAUUUCUCUCCCUUAGAGAUUAAUCAUGAAUAUAUUUUUCUUUUAGGCUUGUUAUAAGAAAACACGCAAGGUUAACCUGGGACAUAAUAGAUAUAAUAAAAAGGCAAGGAGAAAGGCAUUCAAAGCAUUAUGGUCAUUACUUUUCUGUUCUCUUUGACUGGAUAUAUUGUGCAAUGAUUAUUGCUUUGUCUUGUAUGUGGUAUAUUUAUAACUCUGUGGGUGUUAUAGUCAAGUAUUAUGUGUUGUGAUAUUUUAUCCCAAAGACUGAAGUGCACCUCAGUGUUGUAAAAGGAGGUCGGAGGAUUCUGUUUUAAGUUGCUUUGCCACUUUAUGCUGUUGAUAUGAAAGAAGAAACUGGACUUCGGUGAUGACUUCGGCAAAUUCCCUCCGGUGAGGUCUGUAUGGGCCAUGCUCUUGGUAUUUUGUUCAGAAAAGAGGCUGAAAUUAUGAAUGUUAUGAAGUGAUUUUAUCAUUGUCAUUUUAUUGAUAUAUUAUAUUAUUAUUAUGUUUUUUUCUCAUUGAUAUUUAUAUUUUAUUAUGGAAAUACUUAUUCAUGGGAUUAUAGUAUCCCCUGCUUGCAUGGGCUCAGCAUUUUAGUUGAUUAAUAUGCAUUUGUCACAGGUGUAUCAGCAAGAAAAAUAUAACAGUUUAUAUGUCAUGUACAAAUCUCACUUUUUAUUUUUACCUUAUAGCUUGAAUGUGAAGGUAAUUUUUGCUGAUGGUAUUGAAGCUGUGAUUAUUGUAAACAUAACUUGUGUAUUGCAUUUAUAUACUAACAACAAAAGUGUUUUUGUUGUCUGUGUUACAAGCAACCAUUCUUUGUUACAUUAUUAUUAUAUUGGUAUUAUUGUUAUUUUGUUCCUUUAUUAUUAUGAUCAUUAUCUCCAUUACAUAUUGCUAUUAAUAUUAAUUAUCAUCGUUAUUAUUAAUAUUAUCAUCAUCAUUAUGAACAGUUGAUGUCAUUUUAUUUUGUUUUAGCUUUUCCAAUGAACAUGAAUAAUAUGUUUUAUGCAAUCCAGGAAUUAAUUUCAAAACAGAUUUCAUGGUCAGAGCAUGUACCAGCCAGUCAUCAUGUUAUGCCACACGCUGUGACGAGAUGGUAACGUAUGAAUGAUGCCAUUCUUGCAGUUACAGUUAGAAGAUUGUAAGAUUGAUAGGUGUUUGUAUUUAAGAUGAAAAAAAGUUUAGGAUAGAUUGAUGUCCGUUUCUGGGAUUUCACUUUUGAUCGAGCCGUGUUACAAGUACCAUGAAUAUUAAGAUUUGUAAAUACAGAUGGCCACUUCUUUUCGAAUGUUGAAGAAAAGGAAGAGCAAAAGACUAUAUAUAAAGCUUUUUGAACUUUUACUCUUUUGUUCAUGAUUAUAUGAAACUAUUGUCAUGUAAUAAAGAGUUAGUUGGAUGAUAUUUGGAUUACAACAGGAGCUGAUGUUGAGUGUUACUUUGUAGACCAAAUGGACUGAAUGUGAUCAGUUAAGAGUAUUUUAUAAUGAUUUACCCUUUUGUCAGUAUUUCAGAGGUCAAAUUAAAGCAUUUUUUUAUCCUUUUGCUGAGUGUCCCAGUAUUAUGGGAUUUUAUACUUUGAAGAAUAUUAAAUAUCAGAUCCAGA
Messenger RNA from Penaeus vannamei (Pacific white shrimp), 7090 nucleotides. Its product is annotated as E3 ubiquitin-protein ligase RNF34. The record is from RefSeq and is a predicted model, not a curated record. Gene Ontology annotation, cellular component: plasma membrane; cytoplasm. Gene Ontology annotation, biological process: protein K48-linked ubiquitination; negative regulation of extrinsic apoptotic signaling pathway via death domain receptors; proteasome-mediated ubiquitin-dependent protein catabolic process. Gene Ontology annotation, molecular function: ubiquitin protein ligase activity. Lineage: Eukaryota; Metazoa; Arthropoda; Malacostraca; Decapoda; Penaeidae.